UAUUGGGUUUCCAUUAACCAAAGCACAAAACUGUAGACUCGUUCUUUUUUCUCUCUCUACUGGUUAUCUUAGAUUUCUUCUCUCUCUAUCUAAAUUGGCUUCUUGAGAUUUCCGGCUUGCUUUCCCCUUGCGCUUGUAGCCCUAAUCUCCACAUCUCUCUCUCGUAAUUGUUAUUCCUAUACUCCAAGCUCUUGCAUUUGCAACCAUGGUGGUGCUUUGCUAAUGUCCUCAACCAUGAACAGCUCCAUUCCCAGCUUUUCAGAUGAUGGAUCUGAUGAAACCAGUAGAAUGAGGGCGAGGCCGAAGAGAAAAAAGAAGAAGUUUGAGUUCAGGACCAGGAACCAUCUCAUUACUCGAUUUCUUCAUUUUCUUUCAAGGUGGUGGAUUGUUCUGGUUUUUCUUCUCGCUAUAUUUGUUCUGGGAUUUGAGGUAUCGAGAAUUGGGAAGAAGAUAGGCGAUGACCCAAAGUUAAAGCCGAAACUAGAGCUGAAGCCAAAGCGUAAUAACCAUGGAUAUGGAAGGGAGAUUGAAUCCACAAGUAAUUUAGGUCGCCUUGAUAUGCCUACCAGAAUUGUUAAUGGAACUCGCGAGCCUUGCUUGAAGAUUUUGCCCUUGGAAGAAGUUCAACAUAUGGAGUUUCCAUCAGACACAGAAACGAAUUCUUUUGUCAAAAAAGUUGUAUAUAAAUCAGAUAAGAAUGAAGGCAUUCAGAACACACCAGCUCAACUGUAUAAGGAGGGCUCAAGAUUUAAUGCCUUCACUGGGUACCAAAGCCUACUUGAAAGAGAAAAGAGCUUUAAGGUAAAGGAAACUGUUAUGGUGCAAUGUGGUUUCUACAGUGAAAAUGGAGGGUUUGAAAUUUCUGAUGCUGACAAAGAUUUCAUGCAAAGUUGUAAAGCGGUUGUAUCUACUUGUGCAUUUGGAGGUGGAGAUGAUCUCUAUCAACCUAUUGGAAUGUCCCAAGCAUCCCUUAGAAAGGUCUGUUAUGUGGCAUUUUGGGAUGAGAUUACUCGUGCAACACAAGAAGCAGAAGGGAGAAGAAUUGGUGAAGACAAUAUGAUAGGAAAAUGGCGUGUAUUGGUUGUUAAAAAUCUUCCUUUUACUGAUCAACGGUUGAAUGGAAAAAUUCCCAAGAUGUUGAGCCAUCGCCUUUUCCCUCAGGCAAGAUAUUCAAUUUGGGUGGAUUCGAAAUCUCAGUUUCGGAGGGACCCUAUAGGUGUUCUUGAAGCACUUUUAUGGCGAACAAAUUAUUCUCUUGCAAUUUCAGAACAUGGAGCUAGAAGUUCCAUCUAUGAUGAGGGAAAGGCUGUUGUAAAGAAACACAAAGCAACCCCAGAAGAAGUAGAAUUGCAACUUGCUCAAUAUCGUCGUGAUGGAUUUCCUGAAUUCAAGAGGUUUCGUGGGAAGAAAGCUCUAGCUGAAGCUUCAGUAAUUGUGAGGGAGCACACCCCUCUCACCAAUCUACUGAUGUGUCACUGGUUCAAUGAGGUCAUUCGCUUCACCUCACGCGAUCAGCUCAGCUUCCCAUAUGUCCUUAGAAGAUUGAAUGCCCUUAAAAUCAACAUGUUCCCUGUCUGCACAAGGAAGGCUCUCGUGAACAGUGUAGGGCACAGGCGAAAAGUGAAGCCACUUGUGAUCUAGUUAGGGUUAAGAAACUGAUCCGGAAAACAGGCGAAAGUUGAAGCCACUUGUGAUCUAUAUAAGGUUAAGAAACUGAUCCAGAAAACAGGCGAAGGUGAAGUCACUUGUGAUCUAGUUAGGGUUAAGAAACUGAUCCGGAAAAAAGAAUGAUGUAGUCUGAGUUGGAGUUUAGACUGUUGAUUCUGUAGUGAUUCUUUGAUUGCCUUGCUGUAUAAAGAGCAUGGCUGAUUCUUUCCUGUAUUCUGCCACUGGAUUCAUUGUAUUUAUUCAUAUUUAAGAUCGGUUAUACAUGACAUGGUAGAAAGUUUUGUGAUUAUUCUUGGUUUUGUGA
Molecule: messenger RNA, 1972 nt
Organism: Amborella trichopoda
Lineage: Eukaryota; Viridiplantae; Streptophyta; Magnoliopsida; Amborellales; Amborellaceae
Product: DNA-directed RNA polymerase subunit beta (DUF616)
Source: RefSeq, a predicted model, not a curated record